Molecule: messenger RNA, 603 nt
Organism: Nicotiana attenuata
Lineage: Eukaryota; Viridiplantae; Streptophyta; Magnoliopsida; Solanales; Solanaceae
Exons: 1
Coding region: 1-603 (200 amino acids)
Molecular function (GO): nucleic acid binding
Source: RefSeq, a predicted model, not a curated record
AUGGAUAUUAAGAGUGUAUUAACGAAAACUGUGAACGCAACCCAAACGGAUUGGGCAAAGAAGCUGGACGACGCACUCUGGGCCAACAGAACUGCAUUCAAAACGCCAAUAGGUAUGUCACCAUACAAGUUGGUGUUUGGAAAGGCCUGUCAUCUACCUGUGCAGUUAGAAGACCGUGCUUGGUGGGCAUUAAAACAAUUAAACAUGGAUCCCGAAGCAGCCGGACAAAAUCGACUAACGGAGUUGCACGAGCUAGAGGAAUUUCGGUAUCAAGCCUCUGAGAGCACGAGGCUUUACAAGGAACGGAUGAAGAAAAUUCAUGAUAAGCACAUCAUGGACAGAGACUUCAAACCCGGUGAUAUGGUGUUAUUGUACAACUCAAGGUUGAGAUUGUUUCCGGGUAAGUUGAAAUCCCGAUGGUCAGGGCCAUUCCGAGUGGUGCAAAUGUUUGCUAGUGGAGCUGUGGAGAUUGAAUCAAAAGACGGGACGAACAAAUUCUCCGUCAAUGGACAAAGGUUGAAACACUACCUUGGAUCAGCUGACGAAAAAGGGGAUACAGUGGUGUCACAUUUCAAAGAACCCCAAUACGAAAACGAGGAGUAG